Eleginops maclovinus (Patagonian blennie) is the source of this 3189-nucleotide messenger RNA. RefSeq names its product PH domain containing endocytic trafficking adaptor 1 (gene pheta1). Gene Ontology annotation, cellular component: trans-Golgi network; early endosome; recycling endosome. Lineage: Eukaryota; Metazoa; Chordata; Actinopteri; Perciformes; Eleginopidae. Gene Ontology annotation, biological process: receptor recycling; retrograde transport, endosome to Golgi; endosome organization. The coding region runs from base 256 to 1155 and encodes 299 amino acids. The record is from RefSeq and is a predicted model, not a curated record. The transcript has 3 exons.
UUUUACACAACAAUGCGGCCUCACUAUCCGUCACGUUACAGGGAAGAAAAGGAAAGAAAGUACGGAGAGAGAUAACGCAGAAAUAAACGACAGUGUUUGUAUCUUUUUGACAGGCGGUGGCGUCUGUAUCUCCAGGGACAGAAAACCACAAAAGAAGAUGGAGACAUGUUAAGUUAUAAACUUCAGAUGUGACGGGAGGACAGAGGUGGAUAUGAGAUAAACACGUGUAUAAACAACCAGCUGAGGAAAAGGAGGAUGAAGCUGAACGAACGCAGCGUGGCGCACUACGCCACCUGUGACUCACCGCCAGACAAGACAGGCUUCCUGUUCAAAAAGGGAGAGCGCAACACAGCGUAUCACCGGCGCUGGUUUGUCCUGAAGGGAAACAUGCUCUUCUACUUUGAGGAGCGCGAGAGCCGAGAGCCCAUCGGUGUCAUUGUCCUUGAAGGAUGCACCGUGGAGCUGUGCGAGUCAGCAGAGGAGUUCGCCUUCGCCAUCAAGUUUGACUGUGCCAAAGCCCGGGUGUACAAGAUGGCUUCUGAAAACCAAGCAGGCAUGGAGUCGUGGGUGAAAGCAUUGUCGAGGGCCAGCUUUGACUACAUGAGGCUGGUGGUGAAAGAGCUGGAGAGGCAGUUAGAAGAGAUCCAGGAGGCAGCAGGAGGUGACUGUGUCGGGGCUGGGGUUGGAGGCCUGCAGGGCAGGUCUAAACCCUCCAGGAGAAACCAGGUGUCACGGUCCAGGUCCGGAGCAUCCUCUUCUUCAUCUUCAUCAUCGACAUCUUCCUUAUCCUCGUCAUCAGGUGCCCCUCCCAUGGCAGUCAACUAUUCUGCCCAGAGGAGCCUCCAGGAUGAGGUGCAGCUCAUCUCCGAUUGUUCUAAGGAGAAUGGAGUUGCGUGGAGUAAACCAGCCGUUUCAGUGGCUAACGGCUUUGCUGAGGAAGCGUCCUCCUAUGCGGCCUGGGAGGCCUGCUCAGACUCUGGGAAUAACAGUGGUCCAGGGGCUGAUGGGGUUAGGGCUCCACCAGUGCCACGCAGGAGACGAGGAGCCUCUCUGGAGAGCCCCGUCUCCCCUGGCACUGGCUGCUUCUCCAAACUCCAUGACUGGUAUGGCAAAGAGGUGGAGGAACUGAGAGUGCAGUGGCUGCAGAGCAAGUGAACUUAUUGAGAAAGAAAGGUUAUCUCUUUUUCUGCAGUUUUAUCAUUCCUUCCUAAUCAUUCUGCAACCCAGCACGGGGCAACAAAACUGAGACCUUUUUUGCACAUUGCAGUCUGAUCCCAUAAAAAACAGACCAACACAUUUUUAUAUUGAUUCCAUAUCUUGUCUGGCACAGGGGAAUCAAUUCUUAAACAGUAAGGACAAUAAUAAACAUUUGAGAUUAAGUAGGCCUACUUAAAAUGGUACUAAUUUAUUAAAGCAUCAGCUUUUCUUUUAAGAUGCUAUACAGUUUUGACUUGACCAGCCUUGUACUGUACUUUGAUUAGUACUACGCUGUUUUAUUUUAAAUUACCAAUUUUAAAGAUGUCUUUUCCCUUCCUCUAGCUUACAAUUACUCCAAAAUAUGUAAUUGUAUUGGGGUCAGAUCUCAUUAAAGCUGUAGCAACCUUGAUAAAGUAUGUUUUCUAUAUGUUUACAUGCAAAAUCAGGUACCUAGGGUCUAAAAUAACUGCUUAAAACUCCUCAUUUAGGUGUAUUAUUGAUCCCAGCCGGUGAUGGUAAAGGUGUUUUUGUUCUAUGCAAAUGAAAUAAAGAUGGCCACAUAAGUAACAAUCUGGAGACAUUGCACAAAACUAAUCCACAUGGAUCAGGUUGCUAUAGUGACACGUUAUCUGCAGCAUACAGAGGAGAAGAUAAGAGGAAAUCCUGUUGCUUUAAGAUUGAUGAGAUAAAGAAAGAGCACUGUUUGUACAGUUGAUGACAUUUUUAUAAUCUCAUGGCAAAGGCACCAAGACAAUUAACUCCAUUCAAGUUCAGCAUUUCCAGCUUCCUGUAACUUCCUGUAACUUUGGGAUAAGAAGUAGUGUCAGGAAAAACUAGACCAGUUUCCGCUCCGUUCUCCCAAGUGCAGCACAUCUCACCCCAGAGACGUUGCGGUGGCUAAGGUCAGAGCAUCCUCUCGACAGUUGCUAGGGGCCGUGGUGGGAGCUGCAUGUCUCGCUCAGAGCUGCACACUGGUAUUUUUAGCCUUUGUUAGCUUGUGGCCAGAUGAUGCUGUGUCACAAGAGUACUUGUCACUUAGUUCUCGUUUGACUCUUGAAUUUCAUAGAAGGAGAUUUUUGUCUUGGACUCGGAGGACUCUUUCAUUUGCCAUUGUAAUUAUGUUAUAAUUCCUUUUUGUACAAUCAAAUCAUUUUAAUUCAAUCAUACAGUGUGUUUGUGAACUGUGUGUGAACAUUUACCCUCUUGGUUUGUACUUCAAUAAUUUCCUCUUCCUUGUUGGAAAAUAACACCUGCAGUCUUGGGCCUUUUUUUAUGAUUGUGUUACUAUACUUCUUUUGUAUUUCUAUAUUCAAUCACAAAAACAUUUGCAUUCUUGAUUUAUAUUUUCCUUUGUUGCCUAUAAUAACUAUGUUAUUGUACUUGCAUCCAUUGCCACUGUGUUGAGAGGGUUACUGUACUGCUGCUAUUCUUUCUUUCUUUCUUUGCAAAGGCUCUGGUAACCACUUUUGACAAGUCUGCAUAUUGCACAGCGCUAUCUUAACUCUUAUACACUUGACUUGUACAGAAACGAAAAUGUGGGAAGUAGUGGUAAAGUGUGGAUUUCAUUCCAUUCAUUUUUUUUUUGCAGAAACAUCAAAGUGGUAUGCUUUUGACAUGUUUUCACAAAGAUUGUAGUAGUGCCAAUUGUAUUAACUCCAGAACAGCGCUUCUGUAAUUAUGGAUGACAAAAUUCUGGUUUUAAUAACAAUAUUUAAAGAAAUGUGUCAAUGUGUCAAAUGAACCUUAUAAAUGAAAAACCUUUCUCCAAAAGUGCCAAAUGAGAGAUGCAAUCUAAAUUAACUUUUUUUAAAUUGUCAAGGCUCUUUUUCUCUUUUGAAUUAAACAAUCGUAGUAAAGUGUGUAACGUUAUAGUUCACCAUAUAAAUAACCAAUAAUAUUGUUGAUUGACUGUUGUGAUGAUAUGGUCCCAUGAAAAGAGGUUUGUUCAUAAAUAAUUUACUGUAAACCCCGAAAUAAACAGUGUUAACAUGU